CUUCCUGAGUGGAUGGAGCACUCCUCUGGAACGCCAUGGCGCUGAGAGGCAUUCGCGUGCUGGAGGUGGCGGGGCUGGCUCCCGCACCGUUCUGCGGCAUGCUGCUGGCCGAUUUCGGGGCUUCAGUCACCAAAGUAGACAGCGUGACGGCGCCCAACAUGGAGUGCCUCGGCGAGGGCAAGGAGUCCAUCCAGCUCAACUUGAAGCACGAGAAGGGCAAGGAGGUGUUCCGCAAGCUGUGCUGCAGCAGCGACGUGCUCAUCGAGCCCUUCAGAGCAGGGACGAUGGAGCGGCUAGGGUUGGGACCCGACUCCAUCCUGGCGCUGAACCCCCGUCUGGUCUACGCUCGCCUUACCGGCUUCGGCCAGUCCGGGUCCUGGGCCAAGCAGGCGGGCCACGACAUCAACUACGUCGCCCUCUCAGGCGUGCUGUCGCAGCUGGGCCGCGCGGAGGGCCCGCCCACGCCGCCGCUCAACCUGCUGGCGGACUUCGCGGGGGGCGGCCUGCUGUGCGCGUGGGGCGUGCUGCUGGCGCUGCUGGAGCGCGCGGCGUCGGGGCGCGGCCAGGUCGUGGACGCGGCCAUGUCCGAGGGCGUGUCCUACUUGGCCAGCUGGGUGUUCCGCUCGCGCGGCGUGCUGCCGCUCUGGGAGGAGGCCCGCGGCCACAACGCGCUGGACUCUGGCGCGCACUUCUACGACACCUACGAGACUCGCGACGGCCGCCACAUGGCGGUGGGUGCCAUCGAGCCGCAGUUCUACGCCGAGUUCCUGGACAAGCUGGGCCUGGACGUGCCGCAGUACGGCGACUGGGCCGAGGCCAAGCGCGCGGUGGCGCGCAGGUUCAAGGAACGCUCGCAGGCCGAGUGGUGCGCCGUGUUCGACGGCACGGACGCCUGCGUCACGCCCGUGCUCUCCGCGGAGGAGGCAGCGCGCUACCCCCACAACGUGGCGAGGGCAGCGUUCACGCGCAGGGCCGACGGCGGCGUGGUCCCCCAGCCCGCCCCCAGGCUCAGCCGGACGCCGGGCCGCUCCGGGGUGGCCGCCGGCAAGGGCUACCUCCCCGGCAGGGAGACGAGGCGCAUCCUGCGCGAACUGGGCUUCUCCGAAGCCGCCGUGCAGCAGAUGCUGGAGGACGGCGUCGUGGCCGAGGCGGAGCAGGCGGACAAGGACGGGGCUGCCACGAAGAGCAAGCUGUAGGCACGAUGGCCUCGUGAACUGGAGCAGCAAGCCCCCUCCUUCCCAAACCCACAAUUCAGAAUACAGUUGACUUUAUAACUGAAUUUAUAAAUAAAAUGUAUUUUUGUACAGCUUUUAAAAAUUA
This is a messenger RNA of Thrips palmi, 1320 nucleotides long. It is a transcript of the gene Amacr, whose product is annotated as alpha-methylacyl-CoA racemase. Gene Ontology annotation, molecular function: alpha-methylacyl-CoA racemase activity. Gene Ontology annotation, biological process: bile acid metabolic process. The coding region runs from base 36 to 1196 and encodes 386 amino acids. Gene Ontology annotation, cellular component: mitochondrion. The transcript is spliced from 4 exons. NCBI's taxonomy places the organism in Eukaryota, Metazoa, Arthropoda, Insecta, Thysanoptera, Thripidae. The record is from RefSeq and is a predicted model, not a curated record.